Postia placenta MAD-698-R-SB12 is the source of this 1191-nucleotide messenger RNA. RefSeq lists its product as hypothetical. NCBI's taxonomy places the organism in Eukaryota, Fungi, Basidiomycota, Agaricomycetes, Polyporales, Adustoporiaceae. The transcript is spliced from 2 exons. The record is from RefSeq and is a predicted model, not a curated record. Bases 1 to 1191 code for a protein of 396 amino acids.
AUGGCCCCCAACAAGCAAGCACAGACAAGCGAGACGUCGCGUGAGGUGAACAACCUCCUGCACACGCUCAGGGGAGAACACUUUCGCCAUACUCAGAAUCUCCAGCGUGCAAUAGCGCGUACGCCGAAUAUGCAUUCAUACACCAACCCGAGCCUGCCCUUCGACCAGAUAUAUGCAGAGAAGAGGCCCACUACCGAACAACCUAAUUCCCGCCGUAAUUAUGCUGUCAUGCAACUCGGACCCGAAGGGAUUCUGGAGUACGCAUACCCGCGCGGUCCGGUUCCUGGUCCGCUCCCACCGAGAAGCUGGAGUGGACUUUUCGACAAGGGGAAGGAGAAGGAAGUCGAUGAGUGCUCCAAGAGAGCGGAGGCGCUCUCGCUUAUUCUCUCCCAUCUGCCUCCGACCGCAAGCACAGAGCGCUCGAUGCCCCCGCUACCACUUACAACUCUCUGUUUGCGGUAUCUAUUGUCUUUGUUCCCCGAAUCCGGAAGCGCGGACAUGUUCGGGGAAGAUAUCGUACCAUACGUGCCAGCUCACCUGCGACGCGAUCUCCUACGCUGGACGGCGAUACACAAGCCUCUCUCGAGCUCACGGCUCUCUUCCCUUUGCUCACCAGAUGGACACGCCGAGGGCGAACUCAUCGUUGUUGGUCCACAGGCGUCGCCGUCACGCGAUCUCCUUAGGCCGGAUGUAGCGAGAAGACGCGCUACUCGCAUGCCUCCAGAUGUGUACCUCAACGACAGCUCGAGCGAUCCCGAUUGGUCGUGGGACUCGCCUUCGUCCGACGUGUAUACACGGCCACCGUUAUAUGCGCUUAUACUCCUCACUACUCCCGUUUCAGUUAACACACUCCUAAGCUUCCCUCCAACACUCACACAUCUCGCCCUCAUCGCAUUGCCCAGUGCGGCUCCCAUCCAUCGUUUGCCUCGAUUAUGUCCCCUUAUUGAAGUGCUUGACCUCUCGUUCAAUACCUGGCUCAAGCAGGAAGCUGGGGAUGAUACCAUUCUAGAAAGAGUAGAGUGGGAACGCUGGCGUAGGCUCCGGGUACUAGGUUUGCGAGAUUGCAAUGUAGACGGCAGCGUUGCUGAUCGCGUGAACAAGGGUCGUUGGACAGAUGUCGAGGUUGUUGGUGUAGAUUUAGGGGCCCCUAGCUUAGAAGCGGCAAUGAGCAGACUCCGGUUGAAUGGGUAA